AAUACCCGUAGGUGCUCUGUUUCGGUUUAACGGCAAAGCGACGUCACACCGUCAAGUGUGUGUGUGUGUCACUCGUGAUUUACGUUCAUGAGAAGCUGAUGAGAGCUGUCACCGCUGCACUGUAGCUCACCUGCAGCUGGUGCUAUAGGUGCGCGCUAUUGGAUACGCGUAAUCUACACCAAACUCCCACUGGCUCGUCUUCGAAAAUAAACUGAAGCAUUCUGCAUCAGUGAAUUGUGUAAAACACACCAGUGACACGUGAGGCAACAGACCGUUUGAUUCCAUGGAGCUGGGAAUCGCGCGCUGCUGGCCACUCUGGAUGGACUGAUCCGACAACUGUCGCACUGGGCGUCGAGGAGUUGCCUGCACUUGCACACACCUGAGACGUCUUCACACCCCGAGCGCUUCGUUCGCCGCCAGUUGAUGCCGAGGACCAUGACCAUGAACGGUGACCAGCAGUCGGUUGCCACAGCGCCGCUGGAUCUGCGCAUUAACAACAGAGAGCGUGGGAGCGCCGGGACGAGGAGCCCGGACCGUGGGCUGCAAAGGACGCGCCAGGAGCGCUCACCCGCAGCGCCCGUGUGCGCGGGGGCGAGCACUUUGGAGACACGCUGCCCCGCCGCCAGAAGCGCACCGGGCUCGGGAGCCGGCGCCGCUCGCAAACGUCCGGCGGACAAUUCGUCCCUCAAGCUUCCUUUUCGGAAACGGCCGAUUCCAGUCGAGCCGGAGCCCCCGGCGCAGUCGCCGGCUCCGCCAGAAAGUGGGGAGCGCUUCUGUGCCGCGGAGGACGCGGACUCGACGCUUGGGGAGAGUUCGGUCGGCCGUUUGGAGAGAGUCGCGGAUGAAAACAGGGUCGGCGUAAACUUGACUCCCAGGCGCAUUGAAGAAACAGAUAACUGCCCCAUACGUUUUUUGCACCCGAUUAAUUACGGUCAUUACCCAGUGUACUAUUUGCCACCUGUACCAGAGCAGAACCUACCUCCGGCCCACCACACAGAUAACCUGCUGGCUGGUAUCGCUCGGGCGACACAUCAAGAUGAAGAUGGAGACACAGCUCUCCAUAUAGCUGUGGUGCAGGGGGAAUUGGCCAUUGUCUGUACACUGAUCCAUCUCCUAUUGUGGGCUCGCAAAGGCCUCGAUAUCUACAACAACCUCCGUCAGACUCCCCUUCACCUGGCAGUGAUAACCCAGCAGGCAGACAUGGUGGAUGUUUUGUUGAGGGCGGGAGCCGACCCUGCUGCCUUGGACCGUAACGGCCAAACAGCACUCCACCUCUGCUCUGAAUACGACCAGAGUGAAUGUCUCUCUGUAGUGCUCUCUCUGUCCUCAUCCCCAAUGUGCUUGGAGAUCAGAAACUAUGAGGGUUUGAGCCCUCUCCAUUUGGCUGUGCUGCGGGGCCAUAAGGAUUUAACCAGAAUGCUGCUGGAUGCAGGAGCUGACAUUAAUGCAAUGGACAUCAAAAGUGGCCAGAGUCCUCUCAUGCACGCGGUCGAGAGCAAUAACGCUGACAUGGUCCACUUCCUCAUUGAGAGUGGCUGUGAUGUCAACAGCCAGUCAUACAGUGGGAAUACGGCCCUCCACGGCGCCUGUGGCCGAGGUCAGGUGGACACAGUGCGGCUGCUGCUGAAGAGUGGAGCUGACAGCAGCCUCAAGAACUACCACAACGACACGCCUGUGAUGGUGGCCAAGAACAAGAAAAUAGCAGAUGUGUUAAGGGGGAGAGCCUCCAAGCUCAUAAGAGUUCAAGAUCAACACUGUGUCUCACCACAUGGGAGCAACUUAUCGGAAAAUGGGUCCCAGUCUCCCAGCCAGAGUCGCGGAUGUUCACCCUUGUCUACACCACACACCCCUCAUCGAAGCACAUCGCACUCACCAAAGACUCCAUCAACGCCCGUAUUUCCAUUUUACUAGGUCAAGUUAUAGCCCCAGGCAAUUUACAACUACCUCUACGUAGCCAACCAACAAAGUGACAAUCAAGACUCCAAUGCCCAAGAGGACCACAGGGGAUAGUUCAGCAAGUGGGAAGACAGACCAGCAAUAGAGUGCACCAAAAAUUACCCACAAACUGACCUUUUUUGUGGAGUUCCUGAUAAAAGACAGUCAUAAUUGAUAGCUUUCCUUUUGGGCCUUAAUGGGUGGACAGAGGGCCGGCGCAUCCAGCCGCUGGAGUGGGCCCUCGAUCUCCUUGUGACUGGGAGAUCCACUUUGCGGACCUAUCUUUUGACGUGUCAAGUUGUUUAAAGAUGGUGUCCAAUCUGCUAAUUGUGAGGCUCAAGGAUGUGACUUGACAUGCUAAAUAUUGCACAGUCAAAUCUCUUCUUUCUGGCAUUUUUAUAACCUAUGCCCACUUUACCUUUCAGGUCUGUUUGUGUGAAAGUGUGUAGUUGUGUGUGUGUGUGUGUGUGUGUGUGUGCGUGUUGUCUUAUCACUGACAAAAGUUGUACAUAUAUAUUUUUUAAAUGUAUAAAAGUUGUCCCAACAGA
Molecule: messenger RNA, 2483 nt
Organism: Scophthalmus maximus (turbot)
Lineage: Eukaryota; Metazoa; Chordata; Actinopteri; Pleuronectiformes; Scophthalmidae
Gene: bcl3
Product: BCL3 transcription coactivator
Exons: 9
Coding region: 424-1911 (495 amino acids)
Molecular function (GO): protein binding
Source: RefSeq, a predicted model, not a curated record